Cordyceps fumosorosea ARSEF 2679 is the source of this 990-nucleotide messenger RNA. Its product is annotated as Bud13. Gene Ontology annotation, cellular component: U2-type spliceosomal complex; RES complex. Gene Ontology annotation, biological process: mRNA splicing, via spliceosome. The coding region runs from base 1 to 990 and encodes 329 amino acids. The transcript has a single exon. Lineage: Eukaryota; Fungi; Ascomycota; Sordariomycetes; Hypocreales; Cordycipitaceae. Gene Ontology annotation, molecular function: RNA binding. The record is from RefSeq and is a predicted model, not a curated record.
AUGCCUUCUGAUCUGUCCAAUUACCUUGCGAAUAAAUAUCUCGUUGCCGAUGCGAAACCAAAGAAGAAGAAGCGCAAGCAGGCCACAGCAUCCAGCGGCCUACUUAUAACCGACGACGACGACGGAAGUUGGGGCCAGACAACACAGGGCGAUGACGACGCCGAAGAUGGACCUGUUACAGUGAUUGGCGCAUCGGCCGAAUUCCGACGAGCCAAGAAAAACAACUGGAAAAGCUUAGGCGCCGACAACGCGACCAAGGACAAGGACGAGGCCGCCGCCGCAGACGCAAUCCUGGCCUCUGCCGCUGCCGAGUCUGCCGCCGCGCGAGCAGAGGAUGAAGAGAUGCCCUUGGUGGAGGGAAGCCCCAGCGUCGUCAAGAUGAGCGACGGCACGCACGCCGGGCUGCAGUCCGCGGCCACCGUCUCCGCGCAGCUCCGACGGCGACAGCAAGAGGAGCGCAAGGAGUUUGAGCGGCACCGCAAGAACGCCACGGAGGAGGAGACGGUGUACCGAGACGCAACCGGCCGACGGAUCGAUAUUUCGAUGAAGCGCGCCGAGGCGCGCCGCGCGGGCGCCGAGGCCGCGGAGAGGGAGCGUCUCGCCAAGGAGGCGCUCAAGGGCGAGGUUCAGCAGGCCGAGGCGCGCGCGCGACGCGAGCAGCUCGAGGACGCCAAGCUGAUGCCGCUCGCCCGCGGCGCGGACGACGAGGACAUGAACAGGGAGCUCAAGGCGCAGGAGCGGUGGAACGACCCGAUGGCGCAGUUCAUAAGCGGCAGCGGCGGCGGCGGCAAGGAGUCGACGGGCAAGGGAAGGUCGAAGCGACGGCCGGCAUACGCGGGCGCGGCGCCGCCGAAUCGCUACGGCAUAAAGCCUGGCUACCGCUGGGAUGGCGUGGAUCGGGGCACGGGGUUCGAGGCGGAGCGCUUCAAGGCCCUAAAUAGGAUAAAGAGAAAUGAGGGACUUGACUACGCGUGGCAGAUGGAUGAGUAG